Molecule: messenger RNA, 1396 nt
Organism: Phalaenopsis equestris
Lineage: Eukaryota; Viridiplantae; Streptophyta; Magnoliopsida; Asparagales; Orchidaceae
Product: protein O-linked-mannose beta-1,4-N-acetylglucosaminyltransferase 2-like
Exons: 4
Coding region: 1-1317 (438 amino acids)
Molecular function (GO): glycosyltransferase activity
Source: RefSeq, a predicted model, not a curated record
AUGACGAUAUUUGAAGGUAUAUUCGUAAAUGGAGAGAAAGGAGAGGGUGAUCCAUCUUCUAAUCACACAUUUGAUUUGUGCAGCCAGAAUAAUGGUGGCAAUAAUACUCUAUCAUGCACAAAAACAAUCGCCACAGAUCCAUCAGACCAGAAACCAAUAUGCGAUUUCUCAGACCAAAGAUCAGACAUCUGCGAGCUUUCAGGCACCAUCCGAAUCCACGGAAACUCAUCAUCCAUCAUCUUCUCCCCAUCCAAUCCCUCGCAGCAACGACACUCAUGGACCAUCAAACCCCAUCCCCGCAAAGGAGAUCAAACCGCUCUAGCCCAUGUCACAGAAAUCACAGUAAAAUCUUCUCCCAACCAAAAUCAAACCCCUCCCUGCUCCAUCAACCACACCAUCCCCUGCAUCGUUUUCUCCAGCAUCGUCUUCUCCACCGGCGGCUACAUGGGCAACCUCUUCCACGACUUCACCGACAUCCUCAUCCCUCUCUUCAUCACAGCAACCAGUUUCAGAACCCAAGUUCAGUUCAUCAUCAGCAAUGUGCAGCCAUGGUGGCUAGCCAAGUACAAGCCCUAUCUCCAUCAGCUCUCUAGCCACGAAAUAAUCAAGUUUGAUGAUAUGGAAAACGUCCUCUGUUUCCCACGUGCGAUAGUGGGUCUGAGGAAGCACAGGGAGAUGGGGAUUGAUUCUUCAAGAGCUCCAAACUCAAUUUCCAUGGCCGACUUUGCUGCAACGAUGAGAAAAUCAUACGGGUUGGAAAGACACAAAGCAAUCAAACUGAGAGAAAAUGAUCAUCAAGUCAAUAAACCGAGGCUUCUAAUCAUAGCAAGGAAGUUCACUCGUUCCUUCAUGAACAUAAAUGAGAUAGUAAAAAUGGCUGAAGAAGUAGGAUUUGAAGCAGUGAUUGCGGAAGCAGAGGUUUCUUCCAAUCUUUAUAAGUUCGCACGCGUGGUAAACUCGUGCGACGUGAUCAUGGGAGUGCAUGGAGCCGGGCUGACUAAUCUCGUCUUUCUUCCGGCCAAUGCGGUGGUGAUACAGAUAGUUCCAUUGGGGGGGUUGGAGAACAUUGCUUGGAUUGAUUUCGGGAGGCCAGCGAUGGAGAUGAAGAUGAGGUAUUUGCAGUAUGGGAUUGGGGAGGAGGAGAGCAGUUUGAUAGACGAGUUUGAUAGGGAGGGGCCGGUGUUUAGGGAUCCUGGGUCGAUACAGAGGCAGGGGUGGAUGGCGCUGAGGAAGAUAUAUUUGGAUCGACAGAAUGUGAGGCUUGAUGUGAAGAGGUUUAGGAGUGUUUUGGUUCAGGCUAUUCAGUUUUUGCAUUAGGGGGUUUUAUGAAAUUCAUGCCUAAUUCUUCUGUAUUUACAUGUGCUCAAUUACAUGUAAAUUUUGUUUUUAGCAUUUA